Messenger RNA from Penicillium soppii, 1632 nucleotides. RefSeq names its product MFS transporter. NCBI's taxonomy places the organism in Eukaryota, Fungi, Ascomycota, Eurotiomycetes, Eurotiales, Aspergillaceae. Gene Ontology annotation, biological process: transmembrane transport. The transcript has 4 exons. Gene Ontology annotation, molecular function: transmembrane transporter activity. The record is from RefSeq and is a predicted model, not a curated record. Bases 1 to 1632 code for a protein of 543 amino acids.
AUGGUAUUAACACAGCAGAGAUCCCCAUCCCCCGAUAGUUUCCCCACAGUCCAGCUCUUCCUCCUAGCAAUAUGUCGUGUCGCAGAGCCAAUCGCCUUGACAUCCAUCUUUCCAUACUCCUGGGUGAUGGUUAAGGACUUCCACAUGGGUGAUGGCAAUGCCUCUUUCUAUGCUGGUAUCUUGAUUUCGGCCUUUUCACUUGCUGAGGCUCUCACGGGUAUGUUCUGGGGUGGGCUUUCGGAUCGUUUGGGUCGAAAACCUGUCCUCAUCUCUGGAUGCAUCGGCACGAUGCUUUCUUUAAUCAUGGUUGGGCUGGCCCCGAACUUUUGGGUUGCGCUCGCUGGUCGCGCCCUUGGAGGUGCUUUGAAUGGCAACAUCGGGGUUAUCCAGACCAUGGUCGGCGAGCUUGUCAAGCGACCGGAACAUGAACCUCGGGCGUACACUAUCAUGCCUUUUGUUUGGUCAAUUGGGACAAUUAUCGGGCCUGCUAUUGGAGGUUUACUUGCAAAGCCAGUUGAGAGCUAUCCUUCGCUGUUCCCAGCAGAUGGUAUCUUUGGAAAAUUUCCUUACCUUCUGCCCAAUCUUGUAUGCUCUGUCUUGCUUAUUUUUAGCAUCAGUGGCAGUUGGCUGUUCUUGCAAGAAACUCAUCCAGACAUGCAACCUGGUGAGGCUCAUGGAUAUUUUGACCACGCCGCCGAACAACCUCUCCUCGUCACCUCCGGUGCAACCGCCAACGCGACUGUAGACCUUCGGGCGGAGUCUUACGGGACCUUCAAUCAGGUUCAUUUGCACAAUGAUGAGAAUUGGAAUGUACAAGCUGAUGGAUCCUCGCCUUCGUGGAAGACGUUGCCAAAGCCCAAGGCUUUCACUGGACAAGUCGUCAUGCUUGUACUGGCAUUGACCAUCUUCACGUAUCACUCAAUGACAUACGACCAUCUACUACCUAUUUUCUUGCAGGACAAGAAUGCCCAUGGUUCAGGUUCGCUUACCUCGGUCUUCGAUAUCCCAGGUGGAGUUGGUCUCUCCACUCGGACGGUGGGUGUGAUCAUGUCAACAGACGGCAUCAUUGCCCUCAUGAUUCAGAGCAUCGUAUUCCCCGUGCUGGCACAUUACCUGGGGAUAUGGCGACUUUUCGUUGCCGUCACAGUCCUUCAUCCAAUCGCAUACUUCAUGGUACCUUUUUUAGUCUUCCUACCGGGCCAAUUCGUCUAUGGUGGUAUCUACGCUUGUUUAAUAACUCGCAACAUUCUAUCCAUCAUCGACUAUCCCGUCCUCUUGAUCCUCAUCAAGCAAGCCAGUCCCUCGGACUCUGUCAUGGGCAAAAUCAACGGCCUUGCUGCUUCCGCGGGAGCCGCUGCUCGUACUUUUGCCCCUCCAAUUGCGGGUUUUCUGUACAGCACUGGGUCAGAAAUGGGCUGUACUGCCAUCGCAUGGUGGGGAAGUACUCUUGUCGCUUUAAUUGGGGCUUUGCAGCUGUGGUUCAUUCGGCGUAACCGUCAUUCGUCGGCGACUGUGCACCCCGCAGAGCCUUUUCAUUAUUUUGCUCUUCCAGAACAGCCACAUGAUGAUGUCGUUCAUAUCAUCGUCCACAAUCUCGAUGAUUCAUGCGAACAACCAGCAGCUUUGCGAUGA